This is a messenger RNA of Amaranthus tricolor (Joseph's coat), 2201 nucleotides long. RefSeq names its product UPF0481 protein At3g47200-like. The transcript has 2 exons. Bases 590 to 2023 code for a protein of 477 amino acids. The record is from RefSeq and is a predicted model, not a curated record. Lineage: Eukaryota; Viridiplantae; Streptophyta; Magnoliopsida; Caryophyllales; Amaranthaceae.
AUUAUUUCUAUGCUCUUUUCUAUGUAGUAGAAUACUCCUACUUUAUUCUCUUACUUCAUAAGAUCUCAGACUUAGUAAUACAGCUUGGACUGAUCUGAAGCAACCAUUGAUACUUUGGCAGCUGUUCAUUCUUUUCUCUUACCAAUAGCCAGUUACCAUUAUCAACAAUCUUUUUACAAGCAGGGCUUAUACUCCUGAUCUUCAUUGUCCAUAGCUAAUUGGAAUCUGAAUUUUAUAAGCAGGGCUUAAACCAGCAGGAAACUUUUCUUUAAGGUAAUUUUUGCAGCCUUCCAACAUUUCUUUUUCUAAUACUUAGUAUAUGGAUUUGGUAAUACAGGCCGGGUAAAAGUAGGCUGAGGGUUGGGAGAGAAUUAGGGAGUGAAUGAGAAUCCAAUCAACCGAUAUAAUUACUGUCUCUAUUAUUUGAACUAAAUCAGAUUUAGUCCAAGAUGUGUCUUAAGGAAGAGUUUCUUACUAUCUCGUCAAUCUUACAAUAAGACUACUCUUCAAAAUACCCUUUGACCUGCACAGGUAACAAGGGUUAGGAGAUACCCGGAAUGGUUUUCCGAGGACAUUCUCCAACACCAAAAUGGAAAACAUGUCUGAAGAAAUGGAAAAUACACCACUACAUGAAACAGAUCAGUUGGCAAGUUGGAUGAGAAAUGAAAUGGAUUCCAAGGUUUCUUCUUCAAAUAAUAAUUGCUGCAUUUACAAGAUUCCCGAGUUCAUUCGUAAAGAAAAAGAACAAUGUUAUAGCCCUGUAGUCUUAUCCAUCGGUCCGAUAUAUUAUGGAAAACCAGAAUUAGAAACCAUGGAGAAACUAAAAUGGGUCACUUUGAAAUGGUUCUUAGAACAUCCUAACAGUGGAGAUCACAAUUUGGAAUAUUACCUCCAUUUUAUAAGACAAAAGGAAGAGCAGAUUUGUGAGUGUUAUCAAGAUAUGAACAAGUGCAACCUUAUUCCAAAACACGAGUUUCGUGCAAUGAUACUGCGCGAUGCUGCAUUCAUCUUUUACUUGUUCAUAGAAAACUGGACCGAUAUGGAACAACUUGCAAUUCCCGAUCAAAUGAGAGUACUUAUGCGUUCUCAAACCGAUAGAGAUUUGUUUUUGCUUGAAAAUCAAAUGCCAUACUUCAUUCUUGAGUCUCUUUAUGAUGUAUCAUUUGGUAUGAUCCUACAAGUUUCCUUUAUUGAGCUUACCCGUUAUUACAUAGGCAGCAGAGGUCGUUGGACUCUCCCCGGUUGUAAGACUGUAAACUCUCAAGUUGCUGUCGAUGAAAUUGCAGAAGAAACAUGUAUUGAUCAUCUUUUGGAUUUCUUGUGUCGUUGCUUGCAACUUCAAACACUUGAACAACGACAGAGGCGUUUGUUGAAACCCAAAAAGAAUAAUAAUAAGGUUACUGAGACAAUUAAAAAAGCUGCACAUUAUGUCUCAACUACCUUAAUACCUUUAAACCGACGGCCAUCCGUGCAAAAUCAACAGAUAUUUCCUUCAUCGGCAAAGCAACUAAGUGACGCUGGAAUCCAAUUCAAGGCGAGUAAAAGUAUAAAUCAACUGGACAUUGGUUAUGCAGAUGGAGUUUUAGAGAUUCCCAAAAUUGAUCUAGAUGAUAACACGGAAUCUGCAAUACGAAACAUUAUAUAUUUUGAGCAAUGUCGUUAUUACAACGAUUCUUGCUUCAUCGAUUAUGUAUAUUUCCUUGAUGGAUUGAUAAACACAGAAGAAGACAUUCAAAUACUUGUGGAAAAUAAAAUACUUGACUCUCUUCUAGGGAGUCAUCGUGAGGCUGCCGAUCUCUUCAACAAAGUCACCACAAACACAACUAUAAAUAGCUAUAACUUUAGUUAUGCAGACAUAAGCGUAGAAAUGAAUGGUUAUGCCAAUACCUCAUGGCAUCGAUGGAAGGCUAUUUUGAAAAGGGAUUACUUCAAUCAUCCAUGGUCUGUAAUUUCGGUCACGUAUUUGGUGAUUUUACUCGUACUCACCAUCUUACAAGUUUAUACUGGUUUCAAAGCCAGUUAGUUCUGAUUCAGUUUAAAUCAAUGUUUGCUUUGUAAUUUCAUAUUAUUUUGGCUUUGACGUUAAUGUACUCUUGUAAGUUUUUUUUGUUGUUGUUUACAACUUCAUACUUCAUAAUUCAUACACAAGAAGGAGUAUAAAGAAACCAACACAAUAUUAAUAUUAAAAAUGUCUUAAACAA